Mercenaria mercenaria is the source of this 4897-nucleotide messenger RNA. RefSeq names its product BSD domain-containing protein 1-like. The transcript has 9 exons. Gene Ontology annotation, cellular component: cytoplasm. NCBI's taxonomy places the organism in Eukaryota, Metazoa, Mollusca, Bivalvia, Venerida, Veneridae. Bases 76 to 1656 code for a protein of 526 amino acids. The record is from RefSeq and is a predicted model, not a curated record.
UCUUUAGUGUCAUGUGACCUACUCAGCGGCUCGUGCACUAGUAUUGAGCUAGGAACCAAUCAUUUGUCAACAACAAUGGCGGAGAGUGGAAAUAAUACCAAGGGAAAUGAUGGGGGAUGGUGGGGAAGUUUUAUUGCUGCUGCAAAAGAGCAGUCUGGAAAAGUUUAUGAAAUGGUUAGCAAUGACCUGACUGAGUUCACAAACACCAUGCAAGCAGAUACAAAACAGGUUGUUGAAAAAACUAAAGAAACAUUACAGACUGGUACUGAAGGCACAGAGAACCUGAAUGCCACUGAUAGAAUGAAGCAAAGUUUUCACAGCCUGAUGUCAGGUAUCACCAAGGUACUUACUGUUGACCCAGAGGACACAUCACCUCCGAAGAAAACAGUGUCUCAGCCUGGAACUGGGAUAUUUGAUAGAGCUAAGGCAAGAAUGCGAGCUGUCCAGGUGGAUACAGGUACCUACCUACAGGAGCCUAGUGGACCACCAGAGAAAUAUGCUGAUUGGCUGAAAACAUUUGACCUUGAUGCUCACAAGGGUGAUAUAUCUGAACUUCUUGUUACCAUGGUGGAAGUGAGAUCACUUUAUACAUCACUGGUUCCAUCUGAAGUUUCACACCAGGAUUUCUGGAGAAGGUAUUUUUACAAAGUGCACCAGUUGCGCAUGGACGAGGAAAGAAAACAGGCUCUAAUGAAAAGAGCAGAGAGGGUAGAUGUGAAAGAGGACACUAUAGAUUGGGAUGAGGAAGAAUCUAGUGGAGAUGAAGAUGCUACACCUACCAAAAAGUCACCUGUUAAGAAAGAAGAGCAAGACUCAAGACUUCAACCAACAGUAUCCAAAGAUACAAAAACUGCACAGAAAGAAAACCCAAGCAAUGUGGAACAAACUAAAUCUGACACAAGUGAAAUUAAAGAAAAGCUGCCUGAUAAAACUGAUAAGAGUAAAUCAGCUGAAAACAGAUUAAAACAAGAAGCAGACAAUGAAACAGGUGUUGAUAAGAAAUUGAAUGAAGUGCAACAAAAGGAAACUAAGGACAUAAUUGUUGCUACCAAUAAAGAUGAAACUGAAAAACAAGAAGCAACACCCAUUCUUGAACAAACUGAAAAAGUUUUAAAGGAAGGGUUCAAACAUUUAACUGAAACAGUAAAAAUAUUUGUUACUGGAGAUGACAAGGGAGAGGAAAGUGAUUCAUGUGAUAAAAAAGAUGAUGCAGAAUCUAAGGUUACAAAAGAAGAGCCUACACCCAUUCUUGAACAAACGGAAAAAGUGGUAAAAGAAGGAUCAAAACAUGUAACAGAAACUGUAAAAGCAGUUGUUUCUGGAGAGGACACAAAAACAGAAAGUGUGUCAUGUGAUAAAGAAACGGUUGGUACAGAAGAUAAUACUAAGUACAAAGAAGAUAAUACUAAGGACAAUGAAUUGAAGACUCAAGUGAAAGGUGAUAUGGUUGUGGUUGGAGACAGAAUUUCACCAUCAUCAGAAUCCAGUGGAACUAAAGAAUCAAGUAAUGAUGACUGGGAGCAAGAUUUUGAUGUUGAUGUUACACCAGAAGAUCUUGCUGCCGCCAGUGAACUUGCCCAGAAAAUGAACGUGACUGCUACAGAGUAUAAUAAAAUAACAGGAGGGGAGGAUGAUGACUGGGAAAACUGGGACUAAAUACAACAUGGAUUCAAUACAGAAUAUAAGAAACUGGGAUUAAAUUCAUCAUUCAUUGAACACCGAAUAUUGGACACUGGGAUCAAAUUGACCAUUGGAUCAGUACAGAAAUUGGAACAUUGGACUUACUAAAUCCAUUGAUUUAACAUAAAGCAUUGGAAAAUGGGACUAAAUACAUCAUGUAUUCAGUACAGGAUAUUGUAAACUAGGAUUAAAUCCAUCAUGAAUUCAAUACUACUUUUACUAGAUAAAGGAAACUGGGACUAAAUACAUCAUGGAUUCAAUUUAUCAUUGAUUUUAAACCAUGCAAAUAUUUUAGUUGUAACAGGGAAGCUGGGAUAGAUUGUAUACAUGGCUUCUAUGCUGGCAAUUGGGAUUUACUGUGUCAUAUUUUAAAUUCAUCCAUCAGCUUGUUCAUUCUCUGAUCAGCAUAGCAAUAUAGAGGCUUGGACUAAAUAUAUCCAUGGUUAGAAUACAGUAAAUACAGGAAACUGGGAUUCAAUAGGUCAUGGUCAGGGAUCAUAUUCUGGUUAUCAUAGCAUAUGUAAUGUAGGGGCCUGGACUGAAUAUAUGCGUGGAUUCAAUACAGAUAACACAUAAAACUGGAAUAUAUGUUUCAUGGGUUUAUCAUGGUGCUCAUCACCACACCUGGUUACCAUGGAAAAGUGGGACUUAACAUAACAUUAAUUGACCAUGACAAUAACUUUAUACAAAAAAAUCGAAAAGGAAAUGCAAGAUAAGACAUUUUGUUCUAAUUAAUCUUAUUUCCUAUUGGUGAUUUGAAAGUAGGUAAAAUAGGUUAAAUGCAUCAAAAAUUGAUUUUGUUUACUGAGUUACCACUAUUUGUUACUGAAACAAGUAUGUUCAUAAGUAUAUUGUUGGAUGAGAGUUGGCCAAAUGGAUAAGAUAUGGGAACAUCCGAGACCAACUUGCAUGAAAAUACAUAGAAACUGAGCAAGUAUGAAUCUGUAUACACUAAAUAUCAUCAAAGAUGUUUCAGUAUCAAGAAUUUAAGAUGGAAACAUUGUAAAAAAGUAAAGAUAGUAUUCCGAAUAAAUGUCUUCUUGCAGUUGAAAUAAUAAAUUUGCUGUUUGUCUUUUUUCUUAAUUUUCUGUUAUUUUUAUGUUACUCGUUAACUGCUUACUACUCAUUUAAAGAUUUAGAUUUAUUUUGCUGUUAUUUUAUGCAUUGUACAUUUGAAUAAAAUAUAUAAAUUUAUAUUUAUUUUGCUGUUACAUUUGAAGGAAAUGUAUGGUUACUUAUUUAAAGAUUAAUUAUUUGUGGUGGACCAGAAUGUUAUUGUAUAUUUGCUUGUAUUCUGUAAAAGCAAGUUUACACAACAAGGGAUGACACAAAUGUUUUGGUGGUAUUAUAUAACUGACUACUGUAACUGGAAUGAUUAAAAUUUCAUAUGAUUAACUUCCUUAAGUUACAUAACCAAAUUUUAAUAUUUCCCUAAAAUUGUUUGGUUACUCAAAUACAAUUACUGAAGAAGGAAUUUAUCCUUUAGAAAGGAUGUUUUUACUUUGAGUUUAGGAAAUGCUUUCAAAAAUACUAAGUUUUCAAAAUAAAUUUGAUUUCACAGUUUGAUUUUUAUGUUAGUGUAAAAAAAGUUGUCUGAUGCAUUCAUAAGGUUUGUGAAAUUCUGAAAAGUUUGUGCCAGCCCUUUUGUGUAGGUUCUUGCAUAUACCAGUGUUACUUUAUAUUUCUUUGUAUUGUACAGUUGUUUUAUUUAAAACAUAUGCAUAUUAAUAUACUCAAGGACUUGAAAAAGGCCUCUUGUAUGAAUGGCAAAUAUUUCAUUUUUAUAUCAACCCUGUAAGAAUAUUCAUUAAGCAAUGGCUUAUUUAAGUAAAACAUGACAAUAAAUACAAUGUACUUAAGGUAGCAUGCUUCAUAAACUCCAUUAGCUUAAGCAUUUAUUAAAUUUUCUUCACAAGUAUUUUACAUAAUAAAGUCAAUAUUAAUUAAAUAAAACUUCAAAUUAAUCCACUUUUUAGCUCACUUUCAGCACAAUGUGCUCAAGAUGUGCUAUUGCGAUACCUUUCUGUCCAUUGUUGUUGUUGUUAGUCAGCAACAAUUUUACUGUUAACACAAUUUUGGAAAAUCUACCUGAUACUUUUAUCAGAAUGUUUGCCUGAACAAAAUAUUGGAGGAGUACAAAAGUGGGUCAUCUGGGGUCAGAAACUAGGUUACUAGGUAAGAUCAUAGAAAAACAUUCACAGGCCAUAUUUCUACCAGAUUUAAAUAACAACUGGUCUGAAUGUUGGUCUUUAAUAAAUCUAGGUUGGGUAUGAAGUGGGUCUUCUGGGGGUCAUUAACUAGGUCACUAGGGCUAAUCAUAGAAAGUGUACAAUUUAGAUGUUACAGUUAACUGUUACUGCUGGAGCUGUAUGAAAGUGGGUCAGCUUGCUUGUUUUUAUUCAUCUGAUGAGUGAUACAGGGCUUUUUGGCUUUUGUUUCUAAAAUUUAGUUUCUUGCUUGUUUGUUUUGGGUUUAACGCCGUUUUUCAACAAUAUUUCUAUUUUCAGUCAUGUAACGGCGGGCAGUUGACCUAACUGGUGUUCCUGGAUUCUGUACCAGCACAAACCUGUUCUCUGCAAGUAACUGCCAACUUCCCCACAUAAAUCAGAGGUGGAGGACUAAUGAUUUCAGACACAAUGUCGUUUAUCAAAUAGUCACGGAGAAAUACACCCCGCCCGAGGAUCGAACUCACGACCCCACGAUCUGUAGACCAACGCUGUACCCGCUGAGCUAAGCGGGCGGGUCUAAAAUUUAAUGAUUAAUUGUUGCUUAUAGGCUUUGAUUUAUGCUGUGUACUUCAGGCUUGUAAGGACCACAGAAAGUAUUACAGACCUCAUUCUCUCACUGUAUGUAUAACUAUACAAAGCCAACUUCUCAAAUAAUGGAGUCACUUAUGUUAGCCUGUUACUGGUAGUUAAUUUUUCUGUUAUCAAGGCUGGAAGAUGUUCUUAUACAUCUCAGAUCAUGAUAAGUCUGCAUGUUUGAAUACAGUUCAUCUGAAUAAGAUCUACAUCAGCAUGAUCAGGGUUAUUGUGGCAUAAAUAUACUUUCUUGAUGUAUUAUUAAUUAAAGUUAUUUUAACUUUUAGAAAACCUGCAUGGGAGAACUAGUUCCAAAGUAUACAGGAGGCACUGUUUAAGUCCUUCAGUAUAAUUAUACAAUGAAAAGUUUAUAACUAAAUUAUAUGGAAUGGUAAAUAAAAAUGGUAUAUAUUGCA